Molecule: messenger RNA, 2897 nt
Organism: Eleginops maclovinus (Patagonian blennie)
Lineage: Eukaryota; Metazoa; Chordata; Actinopteri; Perciformes; Eleginopidae
Gene: adora2aa
Product: adenosine A2a receptor a
Exons: 3
Coding region: 497-1813 (438 amino acids)
Biological process (GO): G protein-coupled adenosine receptor signaling pathway; adenylate cyclase-activating G protein-coupled receptor signaling pathway
Cellular component (GO): plasma membrane
Molecular function (GO): G protein-coupled adenosine receptor activity
Source: RefSeq, a predicted model, not a curated record
CUCCUCUCAUCCGCAGUGUCUUCCUGAGGAUCUUUCUGUUACCUCUCUCACUGCGAGAAGGAGACUUUUACCGUGUAGUUAUUUUUUGAACAGUGACUUAAGUUUCAUUUGUGGUUUUUUGAAAGUGAGACGGUAAUUUCCCCCUUAUUGUAAUUUGUUGUACUUCAGCUCGGGGCGUGUUUGAUCACCUUAUCAGUGUCGGAAAUCUACUUUGUGAGAAAGCUUCACGAUUCCUCAGUGAUUGUUGGCAUCAUCUCAGCCCUUUGAGAGGUUCAUGGGAAUAAGGCUGUGAGGGGGGAGGACCUAAGAGGGGAGGAAAUGAGGGCGGAAGGCCUCAGAGGACUCUAUCAGGAUCCGAAGAGUGAGCGGUGAGGAGUAAAUCAGCUUUCUCCUCAGGAGUGUGGCGGUGGAUGUUUGUGGAGGUGAGGCACCCGGCUGCAGCGAUGGUGGUUGAGGCGAGGCUUCCUCCCUCCUCACCUUUGACCUUUCCGUCACGAUGCCGGAAGACCCCGUCGCCUCCUCCCUCUACAUCGUGCUGGAGCUGCUGAUCGCUGUCUUCUCCGUACUGGGAAAUGUUCUGGUCUGCUGGGCCGUCUGCCUCAACAGCAACCUGCAGAGCAUCACCAACUUCUUCGUGGUGUCUCUGGCGGUGGCGGACAUCGCUGUGGGGGUCCUCGCCAUCCCCUUCGCCAUCGCCAUCAGCACCGGCUUCUGCUCCAACUUCUACGGCUGCCUGUUCAUCGCCUGCUUCGUGCUGGUGCUGACCCAGAGCUCCAUCUUCAGCCUGCUGGCCAUCGCCAUUGACCGGUACAUCGCCAUCAAGAUAUCUCUCAGGUACAACAGCUUGGUGACCGGGCAGCGGGCCCAGGGCAUCAUCGCCAUCUGCUGGGUGCUAUCCAUCAUCAUCGGCCUGACCCCCAUGAUGGGCUGGCACAAGCCCCCCGACAGCAGCAACAGCUCCUGCCCGCCGGGCCUCAUGAGGUGCCUGUUUGAAGGCGUGGUGGUCAUGGAGUACAUGGUCUACUUCAACUUCUUCGCCUGCGUGAUGAUCCCCCUGCUGCUGAUGCUGGGGAUCUACCUGUGCAUCUUCAUGGCCGCUCGCCACCAGCUCAAACUGAUGGAGGUGAAGGCGGUGCACGGGAUGAAGUCUUGCUCCACGCUGCAGAAGGAAGUCCAGGCGGCCAAGUCUCUGGCGAUCAUCGUGGGACUUUUCGCCGUGUGCUGGCUCCCUCUGCACAUCAUAAACUGCUUCACCCUCUUCUGUCCGGAGUGCGCUCGUCCUCCGGCGUGGAUCAUGUUCGUGGCGAUCAUCCUUUCCCAUGCCAACUCCGUGAUCAACCCCUUCAUCUACGCCUACCGCAUCCGGGAGUUCAGGCAGACCUUCCGCAGGAUUAUCCGCCGACACAUCCUGGGUAAGCAGGAGACCUUCGAGAGCGGCGGCAGCAGCAGGCGCAACUCCGUGAGACUCAAAGCGGACGGGAUCACCUUCGACACUUUCACGGAGCACAGCAGCAGCGGCAGCAGCUGUGAAAGCUCCUGCAGAUGUUCCUCUCACAUCUCCACUGUCGGGGGAGGCGUGGUGGCGGUUUCCCGGCCUCCUUUAUCCGUCAUUAUCUCCCAUUGUCCUAAAAUGGGACCCUGUCCACUGCAGGCCCUCAGACACAUCCCUGUAGGCCACCAUCAUCCUCAGUAUGCGGAGCAGCAGCACGACACCGCCGGACAGGAAGUGAUAGAGGAAGCGAGGGAGGCACAGGCGGAGUCGAUGUUCGGGGAGAGGAAGUGUUGCUUUGUGGAGCUGGCCAAUGUGUCAUGACUCACGGUGGAAGACCCGGUGAUCGGAUGAUGAAAUGGGCUUUAUCAGCCUCAUGGUGUGGGUCAGAAGCUCCACCUACUAGUGUCAUCUAUUCAUCACCAAAAGAAGGAAUACACGAAGGAACAGCGACCCCCCCCCCCAGGGGCCGCAGUGACAGGAGCAAAGGCUGCCUACUGCGAAUCCAGUCUCGUUCCACACUCCAGUCCAAUUAUUCACGUAUGAACCUCAAGCUUGUUUGCUAAGAAGAAACAAACAUUUAUGAUUGGUUAAGAGAUUGUGUGAGGACAUUCGCCGUUACAGAUGCUAUAAACAUGAACAUAAUUGACCUUAAAAGGAAUAAAAAGAUGGCGUUAAACUCCUGGCAAACGUUGUGUGAGUGUGGAUCGGUAAACGCCAGACUUCAAGAGUAAGACGACGUGAAACUGCCUCGUCCCCCUCACAGUUUUUCCAGCCUGUUUUUAUUUAGAUCCAAAUAAGGGGAUGUUAUUUAAGAGUCUCUGCACUGUGUGACCAGGCUUUGAAAUGUUCGUUCGUUGCAUUUAAUCCACGAGCUCCAGGGGACAGGACUACUUUGUCGCGAGGACGAGGCGUUCCUUUCUGGUUUUAAAAACACCUCCAGCAGGAGUCAGGUGUUCCCGUGUUGUCUUCGUGUUCGCAAGGUUAAGUUCCAGUUUUAAUUUACAAAUCAGUCUUUCUUUAAUCCACCCCCCCCCCCCCCCCCCGUUUUACAAACAACACAUUUCACAUCGCUUUGGAUAUUUUAGUAAUUAGGAUGGACGGUUUUUUUUGAUAAUUUUCUGACAUUUGAUAGAGUGUUGAAUGAUGAAUGAGUUGCAGCUCGACAUUAUUUCACAUUGAACCAUCAUUUGCACCAUAUUUAGAUUCAAUGCAUCCCGGGGACAGACUUCAAUCACACUCGUUUCAAUCAACAUUUUUCACAUCCAGGCUUUUCCUUCCUCUCACACUGAAAUCCAGCUUCAUCUGCAUAUAUUUAUUUGUCUUAUGUUCCGACAUGAAGAUAAAUGGGUCUCUUGUUCACGUGUGUGUCCGAAAUAAAAGUGAAGGCCCCAAACUGGGAAACAUA